CCUUUUGUCUCGUGUUAUUGUCUGAUGCAGUUAGCUAUAGCCACAGUGAAGUGUGAAUAGGUUUGAGCUUCCCAAAUCAACAUUUCGUGUAAAUAUAAAUACCAAUUAAAUUAAACCAAAGCGCCAAAAUAAUGAGAAGAGUAACGCUAUUUGUAAACGGGACGUCCAAAAAUGGCAAGGUUGUAGCUGUGUAUGGGACCUUGCCAGACCUGCUAUCUGUAGCAAGCAAUAAGUUAGGAAUCAAAGCCUCGUGUCUGUACAAUGGAAAAGGUGGUCUCAUAGAUGACAUCGCCCUGAUAAGGGAUGACGACGUGCUGUACGUGUCAGAAGGAGACAGUUUUGUUGAUCCACAAAGUGAUGUGAAGCCAAUGCUGGAACUACAGGGUUCUCAUACUGACUGGAUAACCCUGAAUAUUGGUGGUCGGCUUUUUACUACAACUAGGAGCACUUUGGUCAGCAAGGAGCCUGACAGUAUGCUUGCUCACAUGUUCAGAGAGAAAGAUGUGUGGGGGAACAAACAGGACGAGAAAGGAGCUUACUUAAUCGACCGCAGCCCUGAAUACUUUGAACCCAUUCUCAACUACUUGAGGCAUGGGCAGCUCAUCGUCAAUGAAGGCAUCAAUAUCCGAGGUGUACUUGAAGAGGCUCGCUUUUUUGGGAUUGAGCAACUUGCUGAACAACUUGAAAUGACAGUUAAGAGCUCACAACCAGCUGAUGACCACUCUCCCAUUUCUCGAAAGGAGUUUGUACGUUUUCUUUUGACAACACCAACUAAGUCUGAGCUCCGUUGUCAGGGUCUUAAUUUUAGUGGGGCUGAUUUGUCUCGACUUGAUUUGCGAUACAUCAAUUUCAAGAUGGCCAAUCUGAGCCGCUGUAACCUGUCUCAUGCUAAUUUGUGUUGCUCCAAUCUUGAAAGAGCAGAUCUUUCGGGAGCGAACCUCGAUGGGGCAAACUUACAAGGAGUGAAGAUGCUUUGUUCCAAUGCUGAAGGAGCUUCUCUCAAAGGAUGUAAUUUUGAGGAUCCAUCUGGACUGAAAGCCAAUCUGGAGGGGGCCAAUCUGAAAGGCGUGGAUAUGGAGGGAAGCCAGAUGACUGGGAUCAACCUGCGUGUGGCCACUUUGAAAAAUGCCAAGCUGAAGAACUGUAACCUGCGGGGAGCCACAUUAGCAGGCACCGAUCUUGAGAACUGUGAUCUAUCGGGCUGCGACUUACAAGAGGCAAACCUUAGAGGCUCCAAUGUGAAAGGAGCCAUUUUUGAAGAAAUGCUGACGCCGCUGCACAUGUCCCAGAGUGUCAGAUAACUUCAUGGAAGUACCCUCUCCUAUCUGCUUGUUUCCAAUGCUUCCUAUAUUCUGUUUCCCUUUGUGUGCUAGGAAAACAGACUGAUAGGCUUUCCCUGACAUUCCACCUGCAUCAAGUUAGCUUUACAUAUCUUGCACUAGAGUCAAUGCAGGGUUGGCCUUGUGUGUAUGUUUUAAUAAUAGGAUGCACAAGCUGCAUGCAUCACCAAAACAAAAUAACCUUACUUGUGUACUUGUGUAUGGAUCCAAUCCAUUCACAAUCUAUAUUUAGCAUUACUAUCAUCACAUUAUUUUAUUACGGGAGUCAUGGUUUAUGUGUGAAGUAGCUUUAUUUAAUGCUGCUGAAAAUGGCUACUAUAAAAUAGCCAUGUACUUUAUGGUGUGCUACUUAAUUUUGCUGGAUCCACAUGUUUAAAUAGUAACACUAACCUACCCAAAGCCAUACAAUUAGCACAGUCUAAAAGACAUCUCUGUAAUGGGCUAAACUUAAACUAAAUCUGGGUAUGCAAUACAUCUUUUACACCUCUCUUUUCUUUGUUUCUGAAAACCUAAAAGCUUUUUUCUUGUUUUUUUGUGUGAAUCUACCUCUUUUUGGUAAUUUGUUGUCAGUGAUUCACAAUUGCAUGCAUUUGUGGCACUACUUAUUGUGUUGAUAAACUCAGUGUAACUUGUUCAUUUCUUUUGUGAGAAAAGGAAUACCUUCUCUAACAAGAAAAUGCUGUUGAUGCAAUCUGUGUUAUGUGAUCUUGCCUGUAGACAAACUGUAUAUUCAUAUAUCACUUGUACUUGCUUUUGACAUGUUUGCACAAGUUUGUGUUUUAUCAUGUUUCCACCAAAUGAAUUCAUUUGAUGCUUGUAAUCCUAGUGUAAUUUAAAUCCAGUGCUUCCAAUAUCUUCCAAAAACUUUAUCAGAAAAGACCAAUGAUGUCAGAUUUUAAAGAAGAAACAAUCUUCACUUAUUGCAUGUGUAAACUUAACUCAAGCCUGAAGCUGCUCAAAUGCAAUACUUAAUUUGUGUAUUAGAAGGUACUGAGGCUGUGAGAAUGAACGAUGAAGGCAAUCAUGUGUUUUAACCUUGAGCUGGACGUGUGUGAGAGUUAUUUAUUGUAAAAUGCAAAGGAGCAAAGGUUUUGUUGUGUUUGGGUGCGGAGACAUCCUCCCUCUCUCUGAUUAUUGCACUUUGGAAAUAUGUUUCCAUAAAAGACUGUUAUAAAUAAAAUGCUCUGAAGAAGAU
Messenger RNA from Periophthalmus magnuspinnatus, 2535 nucleotides. It is a transcript of the gene kctd9a, whose product is annotated as potassium channel tetramerization domain containing 9a. Gene Ontology annotation, biological process: protein homooligomerization. Bases 132 to 1301 code for a protein of 389 amino acids. Gene Ontology annotation, molecular function: protein binding. The record is from RefSeq and is a predicted model, not a curated record. Lineage: Eukaryota; Metazoa; Chordata; Actinopteri; Gobiiformes; Gobiidae. The transcript has 12 exons.